Sitophilus oryzae (rice weevil) is the source of this 1374-nucleotide messenger RNA. RefSeq lists its product as uncharacterized. The record is from RefSeq and is a predicted model, not a curated record. NCBI's taxonomy places the organism in Eukaryota, Metazoa, Arthropoda, Insecta, Coleoptera, Curculionidae. Bases 1 to 1374 code for a protein of 457 amino acids. The transcript has 3 exons.
AUGACCGAGAAGUGUAGUGAAAUCGAAAAUCUUCAAGAAAAAUACGACACAUUCAAUUUACACAAGAAGGUGAAAGAAAUGGUAAACUGUAACAAGAAACGUUCCACAGCUAUCUUACGGGACCAAAAUAAUGACAUCAUCUUAGGAAUAGAAAAUAAACUACAACGAUGGAAGGAAUACGUAGAAGAACUAUUUAAUGAUAGCAGACCGAACACUCCACCGAAAGCGGAUGAAAACAUGAACGAAAAAGGACCUGAAAUUACCAAAGACGAAGUAAUUCACGCAAUAAGAUCCCAAAAAGACGGAAAAGCAACUGGCCCAGACAAUAUUCAUGCCGAAGUUAUAAAACUGAUGGCUGAACAGGACGGAAGGGGGUUGCAACUGCUGAAAAGCCUUUACUGCGUUAACCAUCAAAAAUUUAUAGAAGUCCUCAAAACAACCGGAAUAGAUAGAGAAGAAAUUCGAUUGAUUACAAAUCUCUACUGGCAGCAAAACGCAGUGGUUAAAAUUGAAGGAACAUCGUCAGAAGAAAUCACGAUUAAACGAGGUGUAAGACAGGGCUGUGUGCUGUCACCGCUCUUAUUUAAUAUAUAUUCAGAGGCUAUCUUCAAAGCUCUAGAAGGAAUCGAAUGUGGAAUUAAGAUUAACGGGAAAGUGAUCAAUAAUAUCAGGUAUGCCGACGAUACAGUUGUGCUGGCCGAGAAUGAACAAGAUUUGCAGAGGCUAAUGAAUGAAUUAGUUCGGCAUAGUGAAAACUGCGGUCUCCUCAUAAAUACCACAAAAACGAAGGUUCUUGCAUUUACCAAAACACCUGGGCAGAUUCACCUGGAUAUCAACGGUGACCCAGUAGAGCAAGUGUCUUCAUACAAGUAUUUGGGGUGUAUAGUAAAUGAUCAAUGCGACCCGAAGAAAGAAAUUAGAAGCCGCAUAGAACAGGUCAGAUUUGAGUUUGGAGCUACGGGUACGCAUGGUCAGAUGCUACAUUUUUCAGUUCUCCUGUACGGGUGUGAGAGUUGGACUCUUGACAUAUCGUUAGAAAAAAAACUAGAUGCCUUCGAAAUGUAUAUUUACCGCCGUAUAUUAAGAAUAUCAUGGGUCCAAAGAGUUUCAAAUGUGGAGGUUCUUCAUCGAAUGAGAAAACAGAAAGAACUCAUGUUUACCAUCAAAGAAAGAAAAACACGGCCAAAAAUAGGCCACAUAAUGAGGGGUAAAAAGUAUGAACUUCUCAGAUUAAUAAUUGAAGGCAAAGUCCAGGGCAAAAGAUCUAUCGGCAGACGCCAGAAUUCCUGGCUGAAGGACAUUCGUAGAUGGUUUGGUUGCUCAUCAAUCGACAUAUUUCGUAUGGCUGUAUCUAGAAUGACGUUAGCUAUUUAG